Messenger RNA from Empidonax traillii (willow flycatcher), 1163 nucleotides. It is a transcript of the gene DUSP12, whose product is annotated as dual specificity phosphatase 12. The record is from RefSeq and is a predicted model, not a curated record. The transcript is spliced from 6 exons. The coding region runs from base 24 to 986 and encodes 320 amino acids. Gene Ontology annotation, biological process: protein dephosphorylation. Gene Ontology annotation, cellular component: nucleus. Lineage: Eukaryota; Metazoa; Chordata; Aves; Passeriformes; Tyrannidae. Gene Ontology annotation, molecular function: protein tyrosine/serine/threonine phosphatase activity.
UUCCCUUCACGCCCGUCGCAGCCAUGGCGGCGGCAGCAGCGGCGGCUGCCGGCGGGAUGGUGCCGGUGCUGCCGGGGCUCUACGUGGGCGGCGCGGAGUCGUGUUCGUGCCCGGAGGCGCUGUCGGCGGCGGGGGUGGUGGCGGUGCUGACAGUGGACGCGGAGGAGCCGCCGGCCGUGCCGGGGGUGCGGGCCAUGCACGUCCGGGCGCGGGACGAGCCCGGCGCGGACCUGCUGAGCCGGCUGGACGAAUGCGCCGCGUUCCUGGGCGCGGCGCGGGCGGGCGGCGGGGCCGCGCUUGUCCGCUGCCACGCCGGGGUGAGCCGCAGCGUGGCCGUGGUCGCCGCCUACCUGAUGAAGACGCAGGGGCUCGGCUGGGAGGAGGCGCUCGCCGCCGUCAGGGCCGCCAAGCCGGACGCAGAGGUGAACCCGGGUUUCCAGGGGCAGCUGAAGCUGUACCAGGCCAUGGGCUGCGCCGUGGACAGCAGCAGCGUCCUCUACAAGCGGUACCGGCUGGAGAUGCUCAGCGAGAGGCUCUCCGAACCUCAAGACUUGCCCCGAGAAGUCUUUGCUGUUGAUCCAACCAGUAUAUGUCAAACUCCAAACACAGAGGUUCUCUACAGGUGCAGGAAAUGCAGACGCUCUCUGUUCCGUAGUUCCAGUAUUUUGUCCCAUGUGGAGGGAAGCGGACCAACAGCCUUUGCCCACAAGAGGAUAACGGACUCUGCACGGCUUUGUGGCAAUGGCCAUGAAAAGUGCACCUCUUACUUCAUUGAACCUGUGCAGUGGAUGGAGCCAGCAUUGCUUGGAGUAAUGGAAGGACAGCUUCUGUGUCCCAAAUGUGCAUCGAAGCUGGGCUCCUUCAGCUGGAGGGGUGAGCAGUGUUCCUGUGGCCGUUGGGUGACACCAGCCUUCCAGAUCCACAAAAGCCGAGUGGAUGAAGUGAGGACGCUGCCAGUUGGUAACUUCCAAACUGCCAAAACCUGAACUCAUCACUUCACUCCAUGGAUUUCUUAACAUCCACAGAAAACUACUGGCUAGUCUGUGGUUGCCAGGAAGAAGCUUGUGACUUCUAUCCCUUUGUGAGGUGAUGGAAUUACUGGAACACCUUCAGCUUGUUUUAUCUCUUAAUAUAUUAUAUAAAAUAUCAGAACACUUUCUUCA